This is a messenger RNA of Protopolystoma xenopodis, 711 nucleotides long. Lineage: Eukaryota; Metazoa; Platyhelminthes; Monogenea; Polystomatidea; Polystomatidae. The record is from the annotation of a GenBank genome assembly.
AUGAAUGAGUCACUUUUGACCUAUCCACCACCUCCACCUCUUUUGCCCAUCCACCGUGGUCUCCUAGACUCCGGUAUUAAUGAAGAAGCAGACCAGAAUGCAUCCGCUAAACUAACAGCAUCGGCGCGAGAUAGGUCCAUGCAUGCCUCUCUUCAGGACCUUAUUGCUGAAGAAUUUGCACGGCCAUCUGCACCACCUGCUGCUUCUGCCACUUUUAUAAUUGGUGAUGGUAGUGGUAGUUGUGGAGCUUUUGAUUCUCUUUCGCCUAGCCACCCAAUUUCUCACCCUCCUCAGAUUAGUCCGCUUCCAUCACAUCUGCACUUUUGUCCUCCCCCAAACUCCCCUACCACCUACACAGUCUCCCCUCCUCCCUUUCCUCCACAGACUUCCUCUAUAGUACCCCAUAAAGAGUCUCUAAUAGCAGUUUCCACAUCAUCUGCGCAACCGACGAACUCGCACACACUGACUCCAGUGUCGUCAACUUACACCCUCUAUUCUAGUGAUAAAUCUGUUUUCCCUGUUCGAGUUUCCUCCUGUUACCCAAAUUCCUCAAGUUUUAUGCCUGGAUCACAUUUGACAACUUCUUCAUCUUUGGCUUCGACAGCUCCAGCCAACUGUCUACCACCAAGAAAGCGUCACUGGAGCGCUGUUCCUUCAGCCGACGCGCCUGCGUAUCUGGAAAGCAUGUCAAUGGGCAAGCAUCUCCCUUAG